AUGGAGCAACUUGGGAGAUUCAUUCGACUGGAUGCUAAAGGAUUAUUGGAAAAGACACGGUUGUACUUAAUAAAGAAACUGCUGCCACGUGUGGAAGAGAGAAAGAAGUACCAUCAGGAGUUUGCCUCAUCCACUUCAUUUCAUGGAGUGCAUAACAUCGUCCAAACGCAGAGCAAGACACGCAGAGUGCUGUGGCUGUUAGUAGUCAUGGGCUCCCUUGCCAUCGUCAUUUGGCAAAUCUGCAAUCGCUUCAUCUAUUACUUCAGCUGGCCAACCACAACAUCGGUUUAUGUUCAGUAUGUGGAAAAUGUUGAAUUUCCUGCUGUGACUUUUUGCAACUUGAACAGGUUUCAAGCUCAUGCAGUAACCAACCUCCAAAUCAUUUUUUUUCUUUGGAGCAUCGUGUCUGGAGUUCUCCAAGAAAUUUCUAUGAAAGAUAACUUUUCUCAAGAGCUAAAUGAUUUCCUUCUUGGAAACCAGAACUUCAGCAUUAAAGAGUUCACAAGGGAAAACGGGUUUUAUCUCAACAGCAGCACAUUGCUAGAAUGUGAAUUUUUUGGAAAGCCAUGUUACCCAGAGGAUUUUGAACAUGUUUUCACUGAAUACGGAAACUGCUUUACUUUUAAUCACAAUGAUCUUCCAGUAAAGAGAAGAGUUAGUGUGUCUGGACGAGGUUUAAGUUUACUUUUUGAUGUCAAUCAGGCGCAAUUCACUGAUGACCCUUCCCUCGGUUAUAUUGACGCUGGUAUAAUUUAUGUUGUCCAUUCACCCAAAGAACUUCCACGCUUUGAUGGUUUAGGUUUAUCAACACCAGUCGGCAUGCACGCUCAGGUUGCAAUCCGCCAGCUGAAGACAAUUAUUCAAGAAUACCCAUGGGGAGAGUGCAAGCCUGAUAUUAAACUUCGACACCACGAGAUUUAUAGUACGUAUGGAUGUUUGCAGGAAUGCAAGGCCCGGUAUAUACAAGACUGGUGUGGCUGUUUACCAUUCAUUCUUCCAGGAAAUGCAAGAGAAUGUGAUAUACAGAAGUUUUACAGUUGUGUUUAUCCUGCAAUCUAUGAAAUAGAGCUAGAAGGAUUAUGCACAGCAGGAACCCACAAUUCCACUUGUCCUGUCCCAUGCGAAGAAACAGAUUAUCCUACCACUGUCACCUAUUCAAGUUUUGCAGGAGAAAAAGCUAUAAAAUUUAUUUCUGCAAAGCUGAAGAGAAGCCCAGAAUACAUCAGGCAGAACCUUGUGCAUAUUGACAUUAAAUAUCAUGAUCUGAACUACAAAAUGACACAACAGCAGAAGGCCUUGACUGUAGCCGAUUUGCUUGCUGAUGUAGGUGGCCAGCUUGGAUUGUUUUGUGGUGCCAGUAUGAUUACAAUCAUAGAACUCCUUGAGUACAUUUUUACUAACUUCUGCUGGAUGUGCAUCUUUCUUCUACUGAAAGCGCCUGAAAUGCCUCAGUGGAAUAUUCCAUCCCAGAACCAGCCAACACAAAAGGAAGAAAAGAAGGGAAUACAAGAAUGUUAG
Molecule: messenger RNA, 1518 nt
Organism: Dromaius novaehollandiae (emu)
Lineage: Eukaryota; Metazoa; Chordata; Aves; Casuariiformes; Dromaiidae
Gene: ASIC5
Product: acid sensing ion channel subunit family member 5
Exons: 10
Coding region: 1-1518 (505 amino acids)
Biological process (GO): sodium ion transmembrane transport
Cellular component (GO): plasma membrane
Molecular function (GO): ligand-gated sodium channel activity
Source: RefSeq, a predicted model, not a curated record